Molecule: messenger RNA, 552 nt
Organism: Portunus trituberculatus (swimming crab)
Lineage: Eukaryota; Metazoa; Arthropoda; Malacostraca; Decapoda; Portunidae
Exons: 3
Coding region: 1-552 (183 amino acids)
Source: RefSeq, a predicted model, not a curated record
AUGAAGGUGGGGGACCUGCAGCAAUCCCCGCCUCUGCUGGUCCAGCAGUACGAGAAGACUGUCACCAUGGUGGUGGCGACGCAUCAGCAGGUGAUGUGUUUACUACGAGGACUGAAUACACAGAAAGCCACCGGCCCUGAUGAUUUCAGCCCGCACCUCCUGAAGCGAUGCUUCCAGGAAAUGGCUGCUCCUCUUACCCAAGUCAUCUCACCCUGUGUACAGGAAAACGUCUGGCCGUCAGUGUGGAAGGAGGCUUGCGUGGUACCCGUACUCAAAAAGGCUCCAGGACGGACUAAAAAAACUACAGACCCAUACCGCUGUUAUCGGUGGUGGGACGCCCUCGACGACAGCAGGGACACUGUCGUGAUUGUCUUAUUAGCUUUUGACAAAGUAUGGCAUCGAGGCCUACUAGAAAAGCUCCGUGCUAAAGGUAUCCAGGGCGGCAUGUUACGACUCCUUGUAAAUUACCUGCAGGACAUAAGCCUCAAGGUGGUUGUCAACGGCCAAACAUCUGAGUCUCUGCCUGUGGAGGCAUCAUGGAGGUGCUGCUGA